Pseudomyrmex gracilis is the source of this 1707-nucleotide messenger RNA. RefSeq lists its product as uncharacterized. The transcript is spliced from 7 exons. The coding region runs from base 84 to 1397 and encodes 437 amino acids. Gene Ontology annotation, biological process: septate junction assembly. NCBI's taxonomy places the organism in Eukaryota, Metazoa, Arthropoda, Insecta, Hymenoptera, Formicidae. The record is from RefSeq and is a predicted model, not a curated record.
CGGCGAGAAACUCUGUUUUGCGAUUCCAUCGUAAACUGUCGCAGUUGCUCGUUUGGUUUCACCGUUUUUUAAAUAAUCGCAUCAUGUGGAAUCGCAAGGUGUUCAUCAGAAUAAUCGAAGUGCUUCUGUGCAUCGCUUGCGUCGUUGCGCUCAGAGUGACGGACGAUGAGAGCCGAAGGGUGUUUCAUUACCUGAGAUAUCGUAGCAGGGAGUGGUCGUUGCUGAACAACGUGACAUGGGGCAGCAUAGGCGCUGCUCUCGCAACGGCGACCUGCGGCGGAUAUACGAUCAUAACGACAGGUCUUUUGAUCGCGGCGGCCACCGGGGAACUUCGCGGCCGUAAGACGGAAAUCUUCUUACUUGGAUUGGGUGUGAUUCUCUUCGGAAUAGUUGGCGCCUUAUCGCUGGCAUCGAUCGACAGCGUUCCUGAUGACCUGGUCGACAAUGCUGCAGUUUUGGGCGCACUGUGCUUGCUCACAGCGCUGGUGUUUAUCGGAGAUUUGCUAAUGGCCCCAUCUCGCAAGAAAGACAAGCAAGAUGAGGCACGAAUUAUUGGAAGAGAUCAAGGAAAAUCUCAGAUAGCGCCCGUAAUUACCGAUGAGGACGCAAAAUCGAAGCCGAAAACGACCGUCGUUAAUAUUCCCGAGGACAAAAACGGUCGUGUGAACGACGGUUUUCAGAAGGCGGACGAUCGUCAUCCCGAUUCCGCGAGAUCGCAACAGGAAUUAUCCGAAACUCAUCCGCGAAACUCUCGGAAUGAUCGCGAGCUUCGUGGCGAUCAGGAACCGAGAGAAUACACGCAGAAUUUCGAGAACGGUCGCGUCCUGCGUGACCCGCAGAGAUAUCGAGAGACCGAAACGCUCCGUGCGAGCGCGCGCGAUCCCGAUCGCAGAAUCGAUGAGUCCAGAAUAACGUACAAGAGUCGGGACAUUUAUCAACGACCGAUCGACGAGAUCGACACGCCGCGAUUUCCAACGGAAUACGAAAAGGGAGACCCGUUGUUUGCAAAGAUCGUCAAUCCGAGCGUGAAGAUCAUGAAGGUUGAGCGAGACGUCGAUGACGCGCUCGACAACUACAGAUAUUCGGACAACAGCCAGUACGACAACGUGCCCAUCAGAAUGCGCGGUUUGUCAUCCGGGAGAAGUCAUCAUCGCGAUGUGUUCUUCAACGCACCUCCGCCACCUAAAGACUUUCGAUCCAGAGGACGUGAGAGAUCCAGAGACGAAAUUGAGAUGUUGGAAGAAUAUUUCGGCGUAUUGAAGUCCACUGGAACGCAAACCGCGAGGAUACCGUCGUCGCCAACCGAUCCCGGAUACGUUCGACACACUGCAAGUAACUGGCCACAAGAUGCAAAAUCGAGCACACCACGACCUAGUCCUGAGCACAGUAAAAUUUAACUUCUCUCUCAGGACUAGUAAAAUAAUUUUUUUUUUUUAUCCAUUUUUAACCGUAUAUUUGUUCGAAAACUCUGUUUAAAAUCAAAAGAAUAGAAACAGAAAUCUCGAACUAUUAUCGUGUACCAAGCACGUGUGCGCGAGGUGCCAAAAAUAGCAUUUACGUAAUAAUUAUAAAAAAUUAUUAGAGAGUAAGAUAUAAAAUGAAAAAAAGAACGACUAUCACAGGGGUUCGCGAUAAUCAUGAAAAGUUUAAUAAAUAUUUUUCGAUGUCGUUGCAUGUUAUUGGUCUGUAAUUGUAUCGCUUCGAGAU